GGAGCCGCGCGCGGGCCCUCGACCCGCGCCUCGCGCCUCCGGCGUGCGCGCGGCCCCCCCCCCCCAAGAUGGAGGGCUGGCGAGGAGCUUGGUAUGUGCCAUGUCUAGCUUCACUUGAGACCCUCCAAGAAUUAUGUAGGAAGGAAAAUCUCAGAUGUAAAUCCAUUGGAAUCACCAACAGGAAUCUAAAGAGUUAUGAGGUGGAAUAUUUGUGUGACUACAAGGUAGACGAGGGCACAGAAUACUAUCUUGUGAAAUGGAAAGGAUGGCCAGAAUCUUCAAAUACUUGGGAACCUUUGAAAAAUCUGAAAUGCCCAUUGCUUCUUCAAAACUUUCUCAGUGACAAGAAUGAAUAUUUAUCUCGAGUAAAGGAAGGCAAAGCACUGAAAGUGAAAAACCAUGUUAAAGCUUUGAAACCUGCAGUUGCAGAUUACAUUGUAAAGAAGGCUAAGCAAAGAAUAGCUCUGCAGAGAUGGAAAGAAGAACUCAACAGGAAAAAGAAUCAUAAAGGAAUGAUUCUUGUAGAAAACACUGUGGAUCUUGAAGGCCCUCCUUUAGACUUCUACUACAUUAAUGAGUAUAAACCUGCUCCGGGAAUAAAUGUAAUAAAUGGAAUAACAACUGGCUGUGAAUGCUCUGACUGCCCUGCUGAGAAAUGUUGUCCAAAGGAGGCUGGAUUUCUGUUGGCUUACAAUAAACGAAAGAAGUUGAAAAUCCAGCCUGGCUUGCCAAUUUAUGAAUGUAAUUCAUAUUGUAGGUGUGGUCCUGACUGCCCUAAUAGGAUAGUACAGAAAGGUACACCAUAUUCUCUCUGCAUCUUCAGAACUAGCAAUGGCCGUGGUUGGGGUGUAAAAACCCUGCAGAAAAUUAAAACCAACAGUUUUGUGAUGGAGUAUGUCGGAGAGGUGAUCACAAGUGAGGAAGCAGAGAGACGAGGCCAGCUCUAUGACAACCAGGGAAAUACGUACUUAUUUGAUUUGGACUAUGACUCAGAUGAAUUUACAGUAGAUGCAGCUCGAUAUGGAAAUGUGUCCCACUUUGUGAAUCACAGCUGUGAUCCAAAUCUUCAGGUCUUCAAUGUGUUUAUUGAUAACCUUGAUCUGCGUCUUCCUCGGAUAGCACUGUUUUCUACAAGAACCAUCAAAGCUGGAGAAGAGCUAACCUUUGAUUAUCAGAUGAAGGGUUCAAUAGAUCUGACUUCAGACUCUGCUGAUGGUCUUAGCCCCUCGAAAAAGAGGAUCAGAACUGUCUGUAAAUGUGGAGCUGUGUGUUGCAGAGGCUAUCUCAACUGAGUUCUGGUAUCCAAAGUCACAAAUACAUUGUUCUCUUUUAAAUGGAUUUUAAAAAGACUGUUCUCUCAUGCAUAUUUUAGAGUAUUUUUACAUCUAAUAUAAACAAGUACAAUGGAAGAAAGGCAUUACAUUCGUAUUUGAAAUGGCACUGGCCAAAGAAAGAGAUCUAGUGUUACAGGCAAAUAUGAAACCAUUAACAUGGAUUAAAAGUUGUUUUCUUUUCUUUUUUUUUUUCUAGCACAGUUAUUGAAGAAGCAGUAAAAUACAUGCUAAGAGAACUCUAAGAUGUACCCUGAUUUGAAUAUUGAGUGUGAGCUUACAGCACUAGGCUUGUUAGGAGCUGAUUUCAGUGGGAUGAAAGGAGGUUAUAUAUUUCGUGUACCUUGAAAAGACAAAACUAAGACAUUGUAUUUAAGUCCUAAAUCAUAGCUAACAGUCCUCUUGCUUUUUUUGCUGUUUAAAAGAAAAGUUUCAAGAGAUUAGCAAUGACAUUUAUGGCACCAUGGUAGAGGAUUAAGGAAAGCCAUCAGACUUUGUCUAGAUGAAGGUUCACAGGAAUAAAGUUUUUUAAAUGUCCAUAGAACUCCACACAAGUAAAAUCAUCGGCAUUAGCAGAUUCUGGAUGUAAGAUCAGAGUUGCAAAACAAACAUUUUUAGUUGAUGUUAUGUUAUUUAGAAGUUUAACAAAUAGAAAUUUUAAAUGUUUAUGUUCUAAUUUUUAGUUAGGAUGCUAUAGGUCUGCAAUUCUUCAGAGAAUUUGUAAAUAUCAGAUUAUUGGUAGCAACAUAUGCUGUUUGUUUUCAUUGCAGUAAUUUGGCAGUCAUUGCUGAAACAAAUUACUGGUUAAAAUUUGAAAAUAGAUAACAAAGGAAUAGGGAAAACAACCCCGUUGUUUAACAAAGCUGAUACAUUAUGGAGAUGUACUUGGUUAUCUGUUUAGGUACAGAAAUAUUCUUGGAAAUGAUUUGUAUUCACAACUGGUUUUGAUUCAGUUUUUACAUACUGUGACUUUUUUUUAUCUAAUAACAGAUUUUUAAGAUAUUAGGCCUUUUUUCUUGUUGCAAAAAUGUUAACUUCAGUGAAGUUAGACUAGGGGUGAGUUUACCUACUUGUUGUAGACAUUUGUAAGAUGUUUUUGAAUGUAAAGGCUGAGAAAUACACUUUGCUUCAGCUGCUUGAAUCUUUUUUUUCUGAUCAUCUUAAAGUUGUGUUGUUUUAUUGAUAACGUAUGCUAAGUUUUGCUUGGCUUCAAAAACUCUGAAGAGCAAUUGAGUUAGGUUGCAAGUAGAAUUACAGCCAUGGUCCAUACUCCAGGGAUGAUUUAAGUGCUUUACGCUCAUAGAUUAAAAGCUUUUAAAACAUGCAUUCCGCUUACAAAUCAUGUAAAUGUUGAUAGGGUCAGGCAGAAUAAUGUUGCUCCAUAAAUGGAUGCUAGCUAUGUAUCAUAGGUCAGCUAGUUACCUUUAUAAGGUACACAGCUGUUGGCUCAGGUGAAUGAAGUCGAGUACCCAGCAUAUAACAAUUUACUUAAUUUGUUAGAAAAUGCCUUAAAUUCUAUGUUAAACACUCUAACAAGAGUGUUUAAAAGAAUCAUACAGGUUGUUUGUUGAUUAAGAAGCACAGUUGCAUUUGCACUGAAGAUCUGGCUCUUUGGCAGAAAGCGAAAUUUUAUAUGCUACUAGACAAAAUCAGUUUCGUAGUGGGGAUGAAGAUUGAGGGCCCUUAGAAGUGCUUUGUAAGUUUUGUAAUCUAGAGAGAUACACCUUGAAAUAGCUACUUUAGAUUGUUUAAUGAGUAGGAGAAAGCUUGCUUAGAUUUAAAGAUCUGACAUUACCAGGUUUGCCUGUAUCCACACUUGGAUAAAUGCUGAAUCUAAACAAUUUUUAUCAUAUCAUGUCUCUAACAAUCUUUUAUAAAGCUAAAGUGGAACGUGGAGCUUUAAUGUUAACAAACUCUAGAGGAACUUGUAUCAUUUGGAAUCAUUAGGUUUUCUCUUGCAUGUAGCCCGAUUCGGUGAUGCAUUCCACAUGGAUGGAAUCUGUGAUCUCCAGCUCCUUAAUCUGUUGCAGAUCUGCAGCCUUUCCUGUUGGUUUAGGAUUGCAAGAGUGGCUGUGGCAAGAAGCAGAUUCCUUGCCAGAUCAGUUUCUCUGGCCUCUCCUGGACAAGAUGACAUAGGGGUGAUUUGACUCUUCUUUUGUUUAUGCCCACAGCCAGUUUGGCUUAAAAAUCACAAGAAAAAGCAUUUUUUAAAGACAGUUUUACUAAUUGUACUUGAGUUUAAUAUCUGCCUUUUCUCAAGGCAGUAUGUUAUCACCAGCAUUGAAAUAACACUGCUAUUCUUUAAGGAUAUGUAUGUUACCUCUUUGUGUGAUAAAUAAAGGACCUUUAACUUAGACUUUGGGAGGUAACAGUAUUUUGUAUUUAUUUGAAGUAAACCCAUGGAUCUAGUUGCUAAGUUAAAACCUUAAGCAGUAUUUUAUAUUUACAGUACAUUUCAGUUUGCCAUCUGUGAAUUAGCUGAAUGGGACUUUGUCACUUUUAAAACUCCUUUUGCUGUUUUCAUGAGUUUAGGGGGGAAAUUGCCAAAUUGGAAAAGGAGAAAAAGCUAUUUUAAAUUUCUUAAGGAGCCUAAACCAGCCUUGCUUCUGCCUUUGUUUUGCUUUGUGGUCUGUUAGCUUCAUCGUGGCCACCAGUUCAGCUGUGUAAAUGCACAUUUUAGUGAUUGGGAACCUGUGAUCUGUCCUCUGGCUGUUUUUUUUUAGAUAGCAGAACUAAUGCUGCAAGAUCAUCUGUAAGAAAAGCUAUUAUGUAUUUAUUUAAUCUCAAAGUUAAGUCAAUCCUUUGGUUAUUUCUAAUGUAUGUUUUAGGACUGUGUACAUUAGAAUAUGCAGUUUGUAAGCUCAGGAACAUUUUCUUUUCAUAUUGUGUGAUCUCUAGUAUUGCUAUCUUCCUAUAGUUUUUGAUAAAAUAAAUUAAAUAUAGUUUUU
Messenger RNA from Rhea pennata, 4279 nucleotides. It is a transcript of the gene SUV39H2, whose product is annotated as SUV39H2 histone lysine methyltransferase. The coding region runs from base 69 to 1292 and encodes 407 amino acids. NCBI's taxonomy places the organism in Eukaryota, Metazoa, Chordata, Aves, Rheiformes, Rheidae. Gene Ontology annotation, cellular component: nucleus. Gene Ontology annotation, molecular function: histone H3K9 methyltransferase activity; protein binding; zinc ion binding. The record is from RefSeq and is a predicted model, not a curated record. The transcript has 6 exons.